This is a messenger RNA of Aaosphaeria arxii CBS 175.79, 2637 nucleotides long. RefSeq names its product acyltransferase-domain-containing protein. Gene Ontology annotation, cellular component: endomembrane system. Gene Ontology annotation, molecular function: acyltransferase activity. The record is from RefSeq and is a predicted model, not a curated record. Bases 124 to 2277 code for a protein of 717 amino acids. The transcript is spliced from 2 exons. Lineage: Eukaryota; Fungi; Ascomycota; Dothideomycetes; Pleosporales.
GCUCAUACCUGCUAGUCACUUCUCUUUUGAUUGAUAACUACUAUCAUAGAUUAGUUGUCGCACUGGGCGGGCCAUGUUCUUCAUGAGCCUGCGCUUACAGCUUCACACUCCUCAUCCAUCAUCAUGUCGCCCGCUAUGCAAAAGAAGAAAGACGACCUAGGUGCUGGCCUCCGCGUCUCCAAGCAGAACAUUGAGAACCACCCUGCAGGACCUCCAAGGCAUGGCGAACUCACUCAGGCUGAGCGCGCAUUCACGCUCGCCUCCACUUUUCUCAGCGGCGUGUUGGCCAUAAGCGCAUCGCAGUUGCUGGGUGCGCCCUUGAAGCUAAUCGAUCCUGUCUUCUAUGAAGGCUACAUGGCCUACACUAAAGAGUGUUUUGCUGUCCUCAUUACUUGCUUGACGCAAUGGUGGGCUCCGACAGUCGUGCGCGUGAGCGGCGAUUCCAGCAUGCUUGGCCAAUUGACCAGGAAGCCAGAUGGAAGUCUAGAGUGUAAGUUUGAGGAUCGCCUACUUCUCAUGGCAAAUCAUCAGCUUUACACUGACUGGCUUUACCUCUGGUGGAUUGCCUACACCAACAACAUGCAUGGCUUCGUCUACAUAAUCCUCAAGGAGUCACUCAAACACAUACCCAUAAUUGGAUGGGGUGCACAAUUCUACAACUUCAUCUUCCUCUCGCGGAAAUGGGAACAAGACGAGCGGACAUUCAAACAACACCUUUCCAAACUCAACAAACCCAAUGAUCCCAUGUGGUUGAUCAUAUUUCCCGAGGGAACCAAUCUGUCUGCUUCGACUCGAGAGAAAAGCCAACAGUGGGCCAAGAAGAACGGACUGAAGGAUAUGAAGCAUCAACUUCUGCCCCGCAGUACGGGCCUGCGAUUCUGCCUGAACGAGCUUGAGGACACAACGAAAUGGUUGUAUGAUUGCACGAUCGCGUAUGAAGGUGUCCCUGAUGGACAAUUUGGUCAAGACAUCUUCACCCUUCGCUCGUCAUUCUUUGAGGGCCGACCUCCCAAGUCUGUCAACAUGCACUGGCGACGCUUCCAUAUCGACGAUAUUCCCAUCAAGAAUACCAAAGCUUUCGAAGUAUGGCUGCGCAACCGAUGGAGGGAGAAAGAUUACAUGCUUGAAUACUUCCGCCGAAACAAUCGCUUUCCCGCCGAAGAUUUCUGGAAGGAACAUCUUGACAUGGGAAGCUCUGGAAGUCAAAGUCUCCGUAGCGUUCCACGCCCGGCCAUCACCAUUGAGACAGAGGUCAAGUCUGGCAAUUGGAAUGAGUUCAUCAAGAUUUUUGCGCCGAUCAGUAGUGUGAUGAUGGCACUGACAGUUGCCUACGGUGCAAAACCAGAUGAAAUUCUUGGACCUGGCGGCAUGGAAUUCCUGGAGAAGAACAUGAAGGCCAUAUUAGCGGGGGGCGAAAUAGAGGUGACGGGGCUUCCAGGCCCUGAAGAAAUAGGAAAGUUGAUCGAAAGUGCUUCGAAGAUAGGGGCCAUGCAGGCUAAAGGACCUCAAAGCCAGGGCAAAGGCCACCAGUUGACUCAAGAAAAUCUUGCGAAAUUGGUCAAAGAGACUGCUCUCAAAAAUGGCAUGAUGCCUGGCGGGUUGAGAAGGGCCAGCACGGCGCUUCCAGCUGUUACAGCGCCACCAAAUGCGCCAUCAAAGGCAUCAAACAGGCUGCCUACAAGACCAAAGAGCACCGCAACCGUACCAAAUACUAGCAGAAAACCAGCAGGCACAGUCAAGAAAACGCCCACUCCGAUUAAGACAAAGGCGGCUGCUGCCACAGGCCCAACCCAGACGGUUAUGACAAGUUCUGGGGUUAUGAUCAAAAUACCAAAACCGCAGGUUGAAGAAGCCAAGAAGACGGGGACAAUUGUCACCAAGAACGGACUCGUCAUCAAACUGGGAAAGGACGAGAUUGAGGAAGCUCAGGCCAAAAAAGGCACAACUAUUAUGACUUCAUCGGGGGUACCUAUCAAGAUCUCACCAAGCGGAGACAUCACACUGCAGCCAAAGACUGGUAGAGCGCAGCAGGCGAAAAAGUCACCGCUCGGUACGAAAGUGCCAGCAGCAUCUCCAUCGACGCCGAGGUCUUUGGAUGCUGUGAAAAAGCAACAGCCACCAGCAAGCAAGACGCCCGCUGCACAGCAGAGCACCAAUUCCCGACCGCCAGUGAAGAAAACCCAACUACAGACAAGUGUCAACAACAAGCCGAGUACUGUGAAUAGCCCAAAGACACCCAGUACGGUGAAAACGCCAGUCAAGAAACCCGUUCCUUGAUUGACAUGGGCAAAAGACCUUGUGGUGCAAUUGACAUCUUUCAUAGCGCAUACAGUAUAUUUUGCGCAUCUUAGCUUUAAAGCUUUGCUUCAUAAGAUACCUGUAUUUACAUUCGGCAGGAUAGCCAUUGGACAUUGAUAAUUUUUGUUGGUGCGAUAGAGGGUAGGGCAUGGUGAUAUGAGAGCAUACGGAUGAUAUAGUAGCAAGGAUUCGACCACAUCAGGUCAAAUGUAAAAUAUUUCAAGAUGUUUCUUCGUUUUAUAUCUUAGUUAGAGUAGGCAUCUAGCACCGUGCAGUUGCCUCCUCUCGAACCGCGAGUACCAGCACCUUUUCGUACGAGGUACAGUAAAUACGGACUAC